CCUCCCUCCCGAGCCUUCAAAGGGCGCUCGGGGGCUGCGGGGCUGGAGCUUCUGCAUGUAGCCGAGGGGCCCCGCCGUCGCCUGCCCGUCGCGGGGCCACCGGCGGGCGCUGGCUUCCCCAGCUCCCUUCCCGCGUCGCAGGAGCAGGUGCCACCGCCGCCGGCCACUCGCGCGGAGGUGGGACAAGGAAUGGCGCGCAGGGACGCCACAUGGAGAGCGGCGGCGGGGCUCCUCCGGCUGGGGAGCUUGGGGUGGCGGCCGAGUCCGCACAGUGCCCGCUGCCGCCGGGGGACGAGGGCGCGGCGGGGCCGGUGGCCGCUGGAGCUGGAGGCGAGGGCGAGGGCGGGGGCGGGCCGCGGCGGGCUCUGCGGGCCGUGUACGUGCGCAGCGAGAGCCCCCAGGGUGGCGCGGCCGGCGGCCCCGAGGCGGGGGCGCGGCGGUGCUUGCUGCGGGCCUGCGAGGCCGAGGGCGCCCACCUCACCUUCGUGCCCUUCGGGGAGCUCGACUUUGGGGAGACAGCCGUGCUCGACGCCUUCUACGACGCAGAUGUUGCCGUGGUGGACAUGAGCGAUGUCUCCGGACAGCCUUCCCUCUUCUACCAUCUUGGAGUCCGUGAAAGCUUUGACAUGGCCAAUAAUGUGAUCCUGUACCACGACACCGAUGCUGACACUGCUCUUUCAUUGAAGGAUAUAGUAACUCAAAAAAACACAGCAUCUAGUGGAAAUUAUUAUUUCAUCCCGUACAUCAUGACACCAUGCGCUGAUUAUUUUUGCUGCGAGAGUGACGCCCAGAGACGUGCCUCGGAGUACAUGCAGCCCAACUGGGACACCAUCCUGGGUCCGCUGUGUGUGCCCCUGGUGGACAGGUUUACUAGCCUCCUCAAGGACAUCCAUGUGACCUCAUGUGCUUAUUACAAAGAAACCUUGUUAAAUGACAUCCGGAGAGCCAGAGAGAAAUACCGGGGUGACGCACUGGCGAAGGAGCUGGCUCGCAUCAAGCUCCGCACGGACAAUACCGAGGUUCUGACCUCAGACAUCGUCAUUAAUUUACUGCUGUCCUAUCGUGAUAUCCAGGACUAUGAUGCAAUGAUGAAGCUGGUAGAAAUACUGGAAAUGCUGCCGACGUGUGAUUUGGCUGACCAGCAUAACAUUAAGUUCCACUAUGCAUUUGCACUGAAUAGAAGAAACAGCACAGGCGAUCGUGAGAAGGCUCUGCAGGUCAUGCUCCAGGUUCUGCAGAGCUGUGACCACCUGGCCCCCGACAUGUUCUGCCUCUGCGGGAGGAUAUACAAGGACAUCUUCUUGGAUUCGGACUGCAAAGAUGAUGCCAGCCGAGACAACGCCAUUGAGUGGUAUUGCAAAGGGUUUGAGCUCCAGCCAUCUCUUUAUUCAGGAAUCAACCUUGCAGUUUUGCUGAUAGUUGCUGGACAGCAAUUUGAAACUUCCAUGGAGCUUAGGAAGAUAGGUGUCCGGCUGAACAGUUUGUUGGGAAGAAAAGGGAGCUUGGAGAAAAUGAACGAUUACUGGGAUGUGGGUCAUUUCUUCAACGUCAGCAUGUUGGCCAGUGAUGUUGGGAAAGCUGUCCAGGCAGCAGAGAGGUUGUUCAAACUGAAACCUCCAGUCUGGUACCUGUGAUCAUUAGUUCAGAACUUGUUAUUAAUUCAGCGCUUCAAGAAACCCAUUAUUGAACAUUCACCCAGGCAAGAACGGCUGAACUGCUGGUUAGAUAUAAUUUUUGAGGCAACAAAUGAAGUUACUGAUGGACUCAGAUUUCCAGUUCUGGUGAUGGAACCAACCAAAGUCUUCCAGCCUUCGUAUGUCUCUAUAAACAGUGAAGCUGAGGAGAGGACAGUUUCUCUGUGGCACGUCUCACCCAUGGAAAUGAAACAAAUUCAUGAAUGGAAUUUUACAGCCUCUUCCAUUAGAGGAAUAAGCAUAUCCAAGUUUGAUGAACGGUGUUGUUUUCUUUACGUCCAUGAUAAUUCUGAUGACUUUCAAAUCUACUUUUCCACUGAAGACCAGUGCAGUAGGUUUUGCUCUUUGGUCAAAGAGAUGACAACCAAUGGAGUGGGCAGUACAGUGGAGCUGGAGGGAGAGACCAAUGGGGAUACCUUAGAGUAUGAGUAUGACCACGAUGCGAAUGGUGAGAGAGUGGUGCUGGGGAAGGGCACAUAUGGGAUCGUGUAUGCCGGCAGAGAUCUGAGCAGUCAAGUGCGAAGAGCCAUCAAAGAAAUUCCAGAGAGAGACAGCAGUUACUCUCAGCCUCUGCAUGAGGAGAUCGCCCUGCACAAGAACCUCAAGCACCGCAAUAUUGUUCAGUAGCUGGGCUCUGUUUCCGAGGGCGGCUACAUUAAGAUAUUUAUGGAGCAGGUGCCUGGGGGAAGCCUUUCGGCUCUUUUGCGAUCAAAAUGGGGGCUGAUGAAGGAGCCCACCAUCAAGUUCUACACCAAGCAAAUCCUGGAAGGCCUCAAGUAUCUCCGCGAAAGCCAGAUUGUGCACAGAGACGUAAAGGGUGAUAACGUUCUGGUGAAUACCUAUAGCGGAGUGGUGAAAAUCUCCGAUUUCGGCACCUCUAAACGUCUUGCAGGAGUGAAUCCAUGUACAGAAACUUUUGCCGGCACUCUGCAGUACAUGGCGCAGAUUAUUGAUCGAGGACCUCGUGGGUAUGGUGCCCCGGCUGAUAUCUGGGCCCUGGGCUGCACCGUCAUUGAGAUGGCCACCAGCAGGCCCCAUGAGCUCGGUGAACCGCAGGCAGCCAUGUUCAAAGUGGGCGUGUUUAAGAUUCACCCUGAGAUUCCAGAAACCCUUUCAGCGGAAGCUAGAGCCUUCGUUUUAUCCUGUUUUGAGCCUGACCCCCACAAACGUGUCACCGCUGCUGGACUGCUCCAAGAGGGUUUCUUAAUGCAGGUGAACAAGGGCCAGAAGAACCGAAUUGCUUUUAAGCCGGCAGAGGGUCCCAGGGGCGCCACGCUGCCCCUGCCCCUGGCGGGAGAGCUGAUGGGCGGCAGCAGCAGCAGUGAGUGUGGCUCGGUCUCCCCACACUCCGAUGCCCAGCCCGACGUGUUCUUCCAGAAGUCCCAGACGCCCACGCAUCGGCUCAGCCACCUGCUCAGUGUUCCUGAUGAGAGCUCGGCCUCAGAGGACCGGAGCGCAGCCUCGUCCCUGGAGGACAGCGACCUGGGCCUCUUCCUGCUGCGCAAGGACAGCGAGCGCCGUGCCAUCCUCUACAGAAUCCUCUGGGAGGAGCAGAACCAGGUGGCUUCCAACCUGCAGGAGUGCGUGGCCCAGAGUUCGGAAGAGUUGCAUCUCUCAGUCGGCCACAUCAAGCAAAUAAUUGCGAUCCUGAGAGACUUCAUCCGCUGCCCGGACCACAGGGUGAUGGCAUCCACGAUAUCAAAGCUAAAGGUGGACCUGGACUUUGACAGCUCGUCCAUCAAUCAGAUUCAUCUGGUACUCUUUGGAUUUCAGGAUGCUGUAAAUAAAAUUUUGAGGAACCACUUAAUUAGGCCCCACUGGAUGUUUGCGAUGGACAACAUCAUCCGUCGAGCGGUGCAGGCUGCAGUCACCAUCCUCAUCCCAGAGCUCCGAGCCCACUUUGAGGCUGGCUCAGGGACCAAAGGGGUGGAUAAGGACACGGAUGAGGCAGAAGAGGACUAUGCCCCGGCAGACCCACGCGGGAGCGAGGCGCAGGUGGCGUGUGGGUGGAGCAGGCCCGUUUCAGCAGUUGCCCAGGAGGCCCAGCCCCAGCAGCUCCACCAGCAGCAUCUGAGCCUCCAGCUGAGCAAGCUCAGGCAGGAGACCAACAGACUUUUGGAACACCUAGUUCAAAGAGAGUACCAGAAUCUUCUACGGCAAACCCUAGAACAGAAAACUCAAGAAUUGUAUCACCUGUAGUUACAAUUCAAAUCUAAUGAGAUUACAGAGAACUCAGCCUCCCCUCCUCGGUCUUAUGGGCAGAGAACAGAAGAAGAGCUUGUCGACUGGUUGCAACGGCAAGGAGCGGAUACGAAAACAAUUGAAAAGAUUCUUGAAGAAGGUUAUACACUUUCUGAUAUUCUUAAUUAUAUCACUAAGGAAGACCUAAGGUACCUUAGACUACGUGGUGGUCUCCUCUGCAGGCUCUGGACUGCAGUCUCCCAGUACAGAAGACAGGCUCAGGGGGCCCCGGCAACCCAAGAUGAGGCUUAAUCAA
Messenger RNA from Orcinus orca (killer whale), 4191 nucleotides. It is a transcript of the gene MAP3K15, whose product is annotated as mitogen-activated protein kinase kinase kinase 15. The record is from RefSeq and is a predicted model, not a curated record. NCBI's taxonomy places the organism in Eukaryota, Metazoa, Chordata, Mammalia, Artiodactyla, Delphinidae. Gene Ontology annotation, biological process: cellular response to stress; MAPK cascade; protein phosphorylation. Gene Ontology annotation, molecular function: MAP kinase kinase kinase activity; ATP binding.